AUUGUCGGAACAAUUUAUGGGAGAAUUUGUGUCUUAUCUGUCCAUUCACCAAACGGAUAUCAGUUCCUUGACACGUUGGACACCCUGUUACUAGACGGAGGCUGUAAACAGAGAUCUUACCCUAGAGAGACUCUGUGGAACAUGUUUUGUUCCAAACUCUCGAAGUUGAUUAGUAGAAAUAUUUUGCCUCCUAUCCAAUCAGUGUCAUGGAUAACUCAGGCUGCCAAUCAAGGCACAUCUUCCAAUGAAUUCGACUUGGUCAUCGUCGGAGGCGGGAUCGUGGGCCUGGCCACGGCUCAAGAGUUAAUUUUUCGAUAUCCAGAGCUCAAAAUGGCGUUAUUGGAGAAAGAACCCGAGUUGAGCACCCAUCAGACUGGUCAUAAUUCGGGAGUGAUCCAUGCCGGCCUGUACUAUAAACCUGGGUCUUUAAUGGCCCAACUUUGUGUGGAGGGCCUUCACUCGACCUACAAGUACUGUGAUAAACACGACAUUCCUUAUAAGAAAUGCGGCAAGUUGGUGGUGGCAAAAGAUACUUCAGAAAUAUCCAGACUUGAAGAUCUGUUCGAACGCGGAAAUGCUAAUCAGGUACCGGAACUUCAAAUGCUUUAUGGACUGGACGGAAUCCAACAAGUGGAGCCACAUUGUCGCGGGGUUCAAGCUAUCUGGUCCCCUCACACCGGGAUCGUUAAUUGGGAACAAGUAGCCAGACAGUACGGAAAGGUCUUUGAAGAGCGAGGAGGCCAUAUUAAAUUGAAUUACGAGGUUUGCAAUUUCGAACCCGGUUCGGAUCCAAUCCGUCCGAUUGAGAUUGUGGAUAAGGCCGGUGGACAAUCGAUCAAGGCCUCAUAUGUCUUGACAUGUGCUGGCUUGCAAUCGGAUCGCGUGGCCACCAUGUCCGGUUGUGCCAGUGAUCCCAAGAUUGUCCCGUUUCGGGGCGAGUAUCUCCUUUUGAGCCCCGAAAAGGCCAAGUUGAUCAAGGGAAAUAUCUACCCUGUGCCUGAUCCUCGAUUCCCAUUCCUGGGGGUUCAUUUCACGCCACGAAUGAACGGAGAGAUGUGGUUGGGCCCCAAUGCCGUCCCGGCCUUUAAAAGAGAGGGAUACAAAUGGACAGAUGUCAGUUUGAGGGACAUGACCGAAAUCCUUGCUUAUCCCGGGUUUCUAUUGCUUGCUAAGAAGUACGUUUCUUUUGGGGCAGGAGAGAUGAUUCGAUCUCUUUUCCCAGCUCUCACAGUCAAACACUUUCAAGAAUACAUCCCAUCCAUCGUGGCGGAUGACAUUUCCCACGGACCUGCCGGAGUUCGAGCCCAGGCAAUGAACACCAGGGGGGAUCUCAUUGGAGAUUUUAUAUUUGAUUCACCACCCAAGGAAUCGCCAUUAUCAUCCAGAAUUUUGCAUUGCCGGAACGCCCCAUCCCCUGGGGCUACUUCCUCCCUUGCCAUUGCCCGCAUGAUGGCCCAAAAAAUCCAAGGACAGUUUGGGCUCCCCGCUAGAGAUAUGGCUAAACUCUAUUAAUAUCUCACAUGAUGCCACAAUAUACCUAUCAAUUUGAAAUUGAAA
Molecule: messenger RNA, 1557 nt
Organism: Tigriopus californicus
Lineage: Eukaryota; Metazoa; Arthropoda; Copepoda; Harpacticoida; Harpacticidae
Gene: L2HGDH
Product: L-2-hydroxyglutarate dehydrogenase, mitochondrial-like
Exons: 4
Coding region: 142-1512 (456 amino acids)
Molecular function (GO): (S)-2-hydroxyglutarate dehydrogenase activity; (S)-2-hydroxy-acid oxidase activity
Source: RefSeq, a predicted model, not a curated record